Peronospora belbahrii is the source of this 1518-nucleotide messenger RNA. The record is from the annotation of a GenBank genome assembly. Lineage: Eukaryota; Oomycota; Peronosporomycetes; Peronosporales; Peronosporaceae.
AUGUCCAUUUUGAGCCUUUUUCUCGUAUUUUGCGCUCUCUAUGACGCUCUAGCGGCUUCUAACGAGGCAGUAAAUGAAUUUGAGAUGCGUAUGUAUCAUGCACAGACUCAUACGAAGCGACGAUCAAUGACGGGACCGAUAAGAGCCUCAGAUAAGAUGCGCGCUGAGGCUCUGGCUAAAACAACACAAGUGGUAGACAAGGCCAAUGCAGAGCAUAAAGCAGGCAAGAAGAGCUAUUUUCUGGGCUAUAAUGAGCUGAGUGACUUGACCGAUGAGCAGUAUCGAGCAUUUUUGGGCUUGGGACCAGAUAAAGAUUCACCUCGAGGGAGGAAACAACAAGAGAAGCACCAAUUGAUGCGAGAGAAGAGAAGGAAAGCGGUGAUCGUUAAUUUUGAUCUGGAUGCUACGGAAGAAGAAAGUAAGAACCAUGUGGAGAAAGAUGAGAUGGAGGUGCCAAUGACAGUGGACUGGACAACGAAGGACGGAGGGAAAUAUAUGACACCGAUCAAGAACCAGGGGACGUGUGGAAGCUGCUGGGCAUUUGCAGGCGUGUCCGUAGUGGAAUCAAGAUUUGCUAUUGAAAAUAAUGUAUCAGCAUCGGUACUGAGUGUAGAGCAAGUGUUGAGCUGCUCGGCAUCAUUAGAUCAUAUUCAAAGCAAAUUUAAGGACAAUAUGACCAGCUCGUCGGAAGGAUGUGCGGGUGGAAUGCCGUUUCUUACGUAUGCAUAUCUGAACCUUGCUAAACCUCACGGAAUUUCGUGUGAGAGCACGUAUCCGUACGUAAUGGCAACGAAUGAGACUGAUACAGAGUGUUAUGUGCUGCCUGUGACGGACGUCGCAGUGGCUUGGGAUGAUCAGGUGUCGGAUUACAAGGUUGUUGCUGCAAAUGAGCAGGCACUACUUCGAGCGGUGACGAUGGGACCUGUCACAGCUAACGUUGAUGCCACAGGAGAUGGCUUUCGUCACUACGCAGGUGGGAUUUAUGAUGCUCAAGACUGUCUUAGCGAUGAAUAUGAAGUCAACCACGCUGUGGUGGUUGUGGGAUUUGGACAGACUGACACUGGUGACGAGUUUUGGAUACUUCGUAAUACGUGGGGUACGAUGUGGGGCGAGGACGGCUAUAUGCGUAUAGCGCGCGGUGGUAACAUAAGUGAAUACGGACCAUGCAACCUCUAUCGAUACGCAGACUAUCCCGUAAACCUAACGGUUGGUCCUAACUCGACCAGAGGUGAACCUGCAUGCGCCGUGCAUAAGCUAGUUUUCGAGCCUCUGCCGCUCAUGGAGUUAAUUGGCCUUACAGGCAACCAGAUUGCUUUGUUAGUGCUAUCAGCCGUUCUAUGUGUGAUUGCUGGGGUGGCACUGUAUCAUGGAACGGAAUUGAGGCAAAAGCGAAAGGAAGCCACCGGAAACUUGAGUUACCAGGACAGUUAUGCUCGCUGGGUAUUGCCUUCUCGUGACCAGAUCGCUGCAGCACUUGCCCGGCGCAAUGCCAGGCACACUCAGCGUACGACAACGUAA